CCCAGGUGUGGCAUAUGGACGUUCCCAGGCUAGGGGUCGAAUCAGAGCUACAACUGCCGGCCGGCCUACACCACAGUCACAGCGAUGCCGGCUCCGAGCCACUUCUGCGACCUACGCUACAGCACAGGGCAACUCUGGACAUCCUCAUGGAUACUAGUCGGGUUCUUUUCUGCUAAGUCUCUAUAGGAAUUCCAGGAGACUCUUCUUGAAAGGGCCUGCAGAACUUGACAAACAGCUGGCACUGCAUAAAUGCCUCUCUAGUUGUGAUUAUCCACACAAAAAGAGCUGAAAUUCUGGAGUCAGACAUCUCAAGUUCUAGAUCAAUUCCAGUGCUUAUAGCUAUGUGACAUGGGGCAAAGUUCCUUACCUUUCUGUUCCUAAGUUUUUUAGUCUGUUAAAUGGGGAUACAAAGAGCAUGCAUUUCGCUGGAUUGUUGGAAACAGGCAAUGAGUUAUUCCAUGUAAACCACUUAGAAGAGUGCCUGGCCCAUGGUAAGAGCCAUAUAAGUGUUAGCUAUUAAAAUAAUAAUUAUUAUUUCUCAGUCUGUUGGCCUGUCUCAAGAGUCUCUGAGUUUGCAUGACUCUAAUCUUGCAUCUCUCCCUGCCCUGACCCCCACCCCCAUACAUCCACUUUUCCUUGCUCAGGCCUUGCCCUCCAUCUCUACGCUCAUGGGCCAGUCUUGCCUCUCUCCAAGGCUCCCCUGGCACAGCCAGCUUCAGCACUGGUCAGGGAUGACUCACUGUGUACUCCUAGCCUGUGGGACCUGCAGGUUAGCCUCCUGAGAUGCUGCCCUCCAACCAGACCUGCCCAGCCCCCCAACACUACCCCGUUGCGCCCCCGCAGGGCCCAGCCAGAUGUCAGCUGCAGUUAUUAGCAUGGGCGGGAGACACAGGCCUGGCAGCAUGCCUGCCAGACUCAGCGGCCACUGGAAUCUCCCUUGAGCCUGGGGAGGGGGAGGGGAGCAGUUCAAGCAAAGGAGGAGGGGAGGGGGUACCCAGAGGUCACAAGGACCCUCCAAAGAUGGGGACACCCCCAGCUUCUCAUGGGACCUUCCUCCCCAACACCACCACCGGCUCUGCUGGACUUCCCCCUGCCCCCACAUAGCUCAGUUUCUCUUUCGCCUCUUUCGUUUUCCUUCUCUCCUCCACACUUGGUGAGCUGUGUCUGCCCUACAAAGGCUGGCUAUCUCCUCUCCCUCAGCCUAAGUCUACCCUAAAGAAACUUCCAUGUUUCCAAAAGAUAGACAUGUCUCUUUCAAGACAGAGAGGAGACAGAUACUGAGAGGCUCAUCUCUGGUUCUAGUGGCUCAUAGCCUACCUCCUGGAAGUCCCACCUUAAGUAUAACUAAAGCCUCAGCAUCUAAACCUUCACCCAUUUUGGGGAAGAGGCUCUGGAGAGGUUCCCUCAGAUUCGACUCAUGGAUUUUCAGGUCCUCUCUGUCAGCAGGGGAAGGGAGCCCUCAGAUGAGGGAGUGUGGAUCCCCCUUUGGGUAUUCUGGAUGGUGAGGAGACCCUCACACUAAAAUAGGAGUAGGGCCUCUCACCCACGUGAGUGAAGGAGGAAGCACCCCAGCCCCUAGGGAUGUAUUUGGGGAAGGACCCCAGAUCUCCUGGCAGAAAGUAAGGGCACCCAGCAUGAGGUAGGAGGCCGUCGUGCCCGCCCGCCCAGGCGCCGGGGUCGCCCAGAGGCAUUGGCGCGCCCCUUCUGCGCCCAUCGGGCCGGGGGCGAAGUCCGACCCAGGCCCGCGGGCAGGCGCGGACCUGCCAGGCUGGGUCGGGCUGGGCAGGGCCUGGCAGGACGCGGCCCCAGAGCGGCUGGGUGGGGCUGGGCCAGGAGGCCGUGGGGGCCCCGGGGGCGGCGGUCGGGGCUGGUCGGGACUAGCCGUCUGGGGGCCCGGGCGCGCCCUGGGACCUGGCAGAUACUCGGGCUCCCGGCUCCUGGCCGGGGGCCCCGGGACAGUGCUGACCCCACCCCUUCCUGUGCCCUUAUAUGGGCGUCAGAGAGAGACUCCGGGGGCCGCCCCGCCCCCAGUCCUGCCUGCGGACUCCGGCCUGUUGCCUUGGCGACCAGGCCCCGCUCCCCGGCGCGUCCCCCUCCGUCCGGCUAAUGGAACCGUCCCCGGAUUGCUAGCCUUUACGACACUAGGGCUGAACCACUGCAGGGGUGGGGGUCGAUGACUGGGGACCUCUGCGGUUGGGUGUGUUCCGCUCGCUCUGACUUCCUCGGGGGUCGCAAGCCCAGGUUCCUCUUCCGAGGCGCAGGACCCGGCUGGACCCAGGGCGGGGCAUAUGGUCCCGUAGGAUUCGAGUGACGGAGGCAGGGCCCGGCUCCUUCCCCCGGGGCUGUUGCCACACUUCCUGCCGCGGCGCUCUUUCCCCAGCCUGUUUCUAAGGAAGAGUGGGGUUGGGCGACCGCGCCCCGGCCGUCAGGCUGGGUCCAGGCACCAGGAGUCUUCACGGUGUCGGUCAAGCCGAGGAUCACUGGGGGAGGGCUUUGGGGGUGGGGAGAGAGUAUACUGGAACUUAGAGGUCACUCACGAGAGGGGGCGCCCAUCAUGGAAGAUCUAGCAGUCCAGGUAUCCUGGAUCCUCAAAGACCCUUCCUCCCAUGUUUCAGCCAGGGCCCCUCCCUUAGUGUCAUCCCAGCUCCGAGGGGGUGCCCCGACCCUUCUAAUUCUUUUUCAUCGGGGCUUCGCAGUUGACCCCAAUGACCCCUAGCCUCUGACAACGUCCCAGUCUUCUACCCCACAUAUUUUCCUUGACUCAGUGUACCCCAGAACCCUCACUUUUUCUGCUUAUCUGGGUCCCCCCAGUUCCUUACUCUUCCCAUGUAGGGGGCUCUCAGUCUCAUGGAUCCCAAGACCCCUACUAAUUUUUUGCACAACCGGUCCUCCACCCGCUCCCGUGUACCCUUUUGAUCUCUUAUCCCUCCUUAUUUUUCCUGGGUUCAGUUUCUCCUGUGAAAAUUCCAGUCCCUCACCUCUGCUAUACCUGGGACCCCUACUCAGUUCCUGCGUCUCCGUACUCUUCCUCCGUCUACGUUGCUUAACCUUCCUUUUUCUCCUUUGCUGGGUCUGUCAUUGUAUUCUCAGGCUUCCAACCCCUCUGCCAUACUCUGGAUCCCUCAGGCCUUUGCGUGUGCACCCCGGGACCACCCCCCACCACACACACAUUUGCUCUGUACCAGUUCCUCGUAUUCUUCAUCGCGUACUCCAGGGGAAUCAUGGCUCUCCCUGGAGCCUCUCCCUGUCUACUUCGGACCGCCCCAGCCCCCUGCUCCCAGCGCACCUUAGGGUCCCCUGAACCCCUCCCCCUGCAGCCGCGCCGAGCCACCCAGCCCGUGGCCGCUGUUUACAAGGACACGCGCUUCCUGACAGUGACGCGAGCCGCCUCCUCCCCUUCCCCACGCUCCAGGAGGGGGGCGCGGGGGCCCGGCUCUAGAGACGGCCAAUCGGAGCGCACUUCCGUAGCUGACAAUCGCCGUAUAAAGGCGUGGGGCUCCGGCUGAGCGGCCGGGACCUUGAGCGCGGCCAGGCCAGCAUCGGAGCCAGCAGGGAGCGGGGAGCAAGGGGGAAGCGACACCAAGAAAGCGAGCGCGCAAGAGAGGGGCAGAGGGGCUCGAGGAGCCGCACCGAGCUUCUGCGCACAGCCGCUGGCUGGUCUCUCCCGGCCGGUGCCAGCCCCCGGGAACGCGCGUCCAGACACCCAGUCCAGACACCGCCGCGGACUGCGCGCUGCUCGCUGCAGCGAGGCCCGGGGCGGCCCCGCAGGGACCCCCUCAGACUGUCCGGGCCGCCCGGAUGUGCACUAAAAUGGAACAGCCCUUCUACCACGACGAUUCUUACGCAGCAGCGGGAUACGGCCGGACCCCGGGCGGCCUCUCUCUACACGACUACAAACUCCUGAAACCCAGCCUGGCGCUCAAUCUGGCCGACCCCUACCGAAAUCUCAAAACACCCGGGGCGCGGGGUCCCGGCCCAGAGGGCAGCGGUGGCGGCAGCUACUUUUCCGGCCAGGGCUCGGACACAGGCGCGUCGCUCAAGCUUGCCUCUUCGGAGCUGGAGCGCCUGAUCGUCCCCAACAGCAACGGCGUGAUCACGACGACGCCCACGCCCCCGGGACAGUACUUUUACCCCCGCGGGGGUGGCAGUGGUGGAGGUGCUGGGGGCGCAGGGGGCGGCGUCACCGAGGAGCAGGAAGGCUUCGCCGACGGCUUUGUAAAAGCCCUGGACGACCUGCACAAGAUGAACCACGUGACGCCCCCCAACGUGUCCCUGGGUGCCAGCGGGGGGCCCCCAGCCGGGCCCGGGGGCGUCUACGCGGGUCCAGAGCCACCUCCCGUCUACACCAAUCUCAGCAGCUAUUCUCCAGCCUCUGCGCCCUCCGGAGGCGCCGGGGCCGCCGUCGGUACCGGGAGCUCGUACCCGACGGCCACCAUCAGCUACCUCCCACACGCGCCACCCUUCGCUGGCGGCCAUCCCGCGCAGCUGGGCCUGGGCCGCGGCGCCUCUACCUUCAAGGAGGAACCGCAGACCGUGCCUGAGGCGCGCAGCCGCGACGCCACGCCACCGGUGUCCCCCAUUAACAUGGAAGACCAGGAGCGCAUCAAAGUAGAGCGCAAGCGGCUGCGGAACCGGCUGGCGGCCACCAAAUGCCGGAAGCGGAAGCUGGAGCGCAUCGCGCGCCUGGAGGACAAGGUGAAGACACUCAAGGCCGAGAACGCGGGGCUGUCCAGCACUGCUGGCCUCCUCCGGGAGCAGGUGGCCCAGCUCAAACAGAAGGUCAUGACCCACGUCAGCAACGGCUGCCAGCUGCUGCUUGGGGUCAAGGGACACGCCUUCUGAGCGCCCCCCUAUUCCCGAACGGACAUUUCCCCAGCCUGGACGGCUGGGCGCACGGCUCCCAUGGGGCGAGGGGGCAGGCGGUGGGCACUGGCCCAGGGGCCUGGGGACGCCACAAACCACACUGGACUCCUGCCCGCCCGCUCUGCGCCCAGUCCUUCCACCUCAACGUUUACAAGCCCCCGCUUCCAAGUUUUUUUGUAUGUUUUUUUUUUUUUUCCUGCUGGAAAGACUCAAUUCAUAUUGAAUAUAAUAUAUUUGUGUAUUUAACAGGGAGGGGAGGAGGGGGGAUCGCGGCGGAGCUGGCCCCGCCGCCCGGUACUCAAGCCCCUGGGGAAACUGGGGAGGGGGACCCUCGCCCCCUGCCCUCCCCCCUCUGCGCCAUACUGUGGAGAAGAAACACGCACCCCGUCUUUAAAGAGUUUAUUUUAAGAUGUGUUUGUGUGUGUGUGUGUUUGUUGUUAUGACUUUUUAUUGAAUCUAUUUAAGUAAAAAAAAUGUUCUUUAUUAA
Sus scrofa (pig) is the source of this 5350-nucleotide messenger RNA. RefSeq names its product JunB proto-oncogene, AP-1 transcription factor subunit (gene JUNB). The record is from RefSeq and is a predicted model, not a curated record. Gene Ontology annotation, molecular function: RNA polymerase II cis-regulatory region sequence-specific DNA binding; DNA-binding transcription factor activity, RNA polymerase II-specific; transcription factor binding. NCBI's taxonomy places the organism in Eukaryota, Metazoa, Chordata, Mammalia, Artiodactyla, Suidae. Gene Ontology annotation, biological process: regulation of cell population proliferation; regulation of cell cycle; regulation of transcription by RNA polymerase II. Gene Ontology annotation, cellular component: transcription regulator complex.